This is a messenger RNA of Notothenia coriiceps (black rockcod), 1224 nucleotides long. RefSeq names its product TPX2 microtubule nucleation factor (gene tpx2). Gene Ontology annotation, cellular component: microtubule; spindle. Gene Ontology annotation, biological process: activation of protein kinase activity; regulation of mitotic spindle organization. NCBI's taxonomy places the organism in Eukaryota, Metazoa, Chordata, Actinopteri, Perciformes, Nototheniidae. The record is from RefSeq and is a predicted model, not a curated record.
AUGACGGCAAAGGCUCUGAAAGGCGCCACCGUUCCCAAACCCUUCAACCUGUCAACAGGCAACAAGAAGAAGGCAGAGGGGCCGAGGGCCGAUGUGCCCAUGGGGCAGCAGUUCCAGAAUCGAACCCCCGAUCGCUACCAUCCGCGCAGUCGCAAGAGAAUAAACAAAGGACCCUCGGGGGUGAAGGGGGAUAAGCUGAAACUCACCCAGCCACACACCCCUCACUUGAUGACACGCCGGAGGAACCGCCCCUCCGUCACCAAGAGCAGCGCUGAGCUGGAGGAGGAGAGCGGAGAAACGCAGAAGUUUAAAAUCAUCGCCGUGGAGCUGAACCGGAAGAUCCUGGAGAGCGCAGAGUGCCUGAAGAGACCCCCAGUGAAGGAGUCCACAGUGCCUGAAGGCUCCCAGCUGCAGAUUGACAAGAGGCUGCAUGAGAGGCAGACCAAGAGGCCCCAGGAGGCCGAGGAGAAGCAUCCCAGCUUCAGAGCCCAGCCGCUGCCCAGAAAGAUCCUGGAGGGAGUCGUGGGUCUGCCAGACAAGAAGGUUCUGCACCCGACGGUGCCAGAGUCGCCAGCCUUCAUCCUGAAGAAGAGGGUCCGUAUGGAGAAGUUGGAGGAGGUAAAGCAGCCCUCGCCCAUCAAGGCCCCUCCAGUGCCUCACUUUGGGCUCCCCUUCCAGCCCCAGCUGCAGGAGAACCACCAUGUGGAGGUGUGUCCGUUCUCCUUCGAAGAGCGGGACCAAGAGAGGAGGGCCCUGAAGGAGAAAAAGCUGGAGGAGAAGCGCAAUGAAGAGGUGCCUCACUUCAAGGCCCAGCUGCUGCCAGCCUUUGACACCGUGUUCCUCCCUGAGAAGAAGAGGCUGGAGCCCACCAAGCCCGAGCCCUUCAAGCUGCUGCUGGACGAGCGGGGGGCCGUGAAGAGCAGUCGCUCAGAGCAGAUGGCCAAAGAGGAGCAAAAGCGUGAGGAGGCAGCAGUGUUCAAAGCCAGGCCCGACACUGUCACUCACAAAGAGCCUUUCCAGCCUAAAAAAUGCCCGCGGGCUCCAGUGGUCGUGAAGGCCUUUUCACAAGAGCGCAGUCUGAGCGGCCUGUGCCAGUGUCUAGUGGAGCUUUCCACUCAGCCAAUCACAGUGUGCCAUGGCUUCGCUCAGAGCAUAGAUGCAGCCCGAGCCAAUGCAGCCCACAAUGCACUGCAGUACCUCAAAAUUAUGGCCGGGGGAAAGUGA